This is a messenger RNA of Hemiscyllium ocellatum (epaulette shark), 2226 nucleotides long. RefSeq names its product histone-lysine N-methyltransferase PRDM9-like. NCBI's taxonomy places the organism in Eukaryota, Metazoa, Chordata, Chondrichthyes, Orectolobiformes, Hemiscylliidae. Gene Ontology annotation, cellular component: nucleus. The record is from RefSeq and is a predicted model, not a curated record. Bases 1 to 1884 code for a protein of 627 amino acids. Gene Ontology annotation, molecular function: histone methyltransferase activity; protein binding. The transcript is spliced from 6 exons.
AUGAGAAAGGAAUUAGCAAUUGCAUCCCAUUUACAGGAGGAUAAAGAUGCAGGUUUAAGGAGCUUCAAUGAGGACACUCCCUCAGUUCUGGAAGAGACAGUUUCAGUUAAAAAGAGAAACCGAGAAACUAAUACUGCGAUGAGUGAAAUUGAGGCUCAAAAUGAAUCCAUCAAAGUUGUCUGUACUGGAAAGACGUUGGAAUCUUCAAAUGCGGAAACACACAAUGAAAAGGAAGAGAGAAGAUACAGUUUGAGAAAUAAAGAGAGAAAGAUUUACACUGAAGAAAGGGAACUUUGUGAUGAAGAUUUUCUGUUUUGCGAAGACUGCAAGAGAUUUUUUAUUGAAGAGUGUCCUGUGCAUGGUCCUCCAGUGUUCAUAAAGGACACAGCUGUUGAAUUGAAUCAACCAGAUCGAGCACGUUUAACUCUUCCAGAGGGCCUCAGCAUUGCGAUAUCCAAAAUUCAAAAGGCUGGUCUUGGUGUGUGGAAUGAAGGAAAGGCUAUUCCUAAAGGAGUUCAUUAUGGACCCUAUGAAGGAGUCACAUCAACUGAAGAAUCAGCUGCUGUCAGUGGCUAUUCAUGGGUGAUCAGUAAAGGAAAGCAAGAUGUUGAAUACAUUGAUGCAAAGGAUGAAUCUAAAUCAAAUUGGAUGAGAUUUGUUAACUGUGCCAGAAAGGAAGAGGAGCAGAACCUUGUAGCCUUUCAGCACCAUGGCAAAAUUUAUUACAGAACCUGCAAGCGUGUUCCUCCUCGGUGCGAGCUGCUGGUCUGGUAUGGUGAGGAAUAUGCCAAAGAACUUGGAAUCAAAUGGACAGCAAUGUGGAUGAUGAAACAAAAUCCAAAAGCAGGACAGUCUACUCCUUUCAGUAAAAAUGUUCGUAUGCAUCAACAAAAUCAGGAGGGAUUAUUUACAGAAUCCAUCCAGAAUAGAGAAUUUACUAAAUCAGAUGAAAAUCACUUGCAGCAGGAAAUCCACAAAGGAGAACGACUGCACACAUGUACUGACUAUGGUAAGAGUUUCCCAUUGUCUGGGAUCGACCAGCGGACCCACACAGGAGAGAGGAUACAUAAAUGUCCUGGCUGUGGAAAGAGUUUCACAUGGUCUGGGAACAUCCAUUGUCACCAGCAGACCCAUACAAGAGAGAGGCCGUAUAAAUGUACUGACUGUGGAAAGGGUUUCACAUGUUCUGGGGGCCUCCACCAUCACCAGCGGACCCACACAGGGGAGAGGCCGUAUAAAUGUACUGACUGUGGAAAGAGUUUCACACGACCUGAGCACCUCCAUCGUCACCAGCGGACCCACACAGGAGAGAGGCCGUAUAAAUGUACUGACUGUGGAAAGAGUUUCACACGAUCUGAUAGUCUCCAUUCUCACCAGCGGACCCACACAGGAGAGCGGCCGUAUAAAUGUCCUGACUGUGGAAAGAGUUUCACAUGGUCUGGGGACUUCCAUUCUCACCAGCGGAUCCACACAGGAGAGAGGCCGUAUAAAUGUACUGACUGUGGAAAGAGUUUCACACAGGCUGGGAACCUUCAUUCUCACCAGCGGACCCACACAGGAGAGAGGCCGUAUAAAUGUACUGACUGUGGAAAGAGUUUCACAUGGUCUGGGGACUUCCAUUCUCACCAGCGGACCCACACAGGAGAGAGGCCGUAUAAAUGUACUGACUGUGGAAAGAGUUUCACACGGUCUGGGCACCUCCAUCGUCACCAGCGGACCCACACAGGAGAGAGGCCGUAUAAAUGUCCUGACUGUGGGGAGACCUUUGUUUAUCCUUACCAGUUGAAAGCUCACACUUGUUUUAAAACCUGCCAACGUUGUGGAAACGACUUUAAAGAUUCAGCAACUUUUAAAGUUCACUUGAGAAACUGUUUUGAAACCUGAUACAGCAAAUGAUAAAUAAUUUGCUGGCUUGCUUGCUUUCAAUAUUUAUUUCUGUUUUAACUGAUUAAAGUGAUUAAAGAGUGUGUUUCAUCUUUGUCCCAUAGACUGGUUCAUUACAGUGACAGUGAAAGGUCACUGUGAUUAUUGUUAUUUUGUUGCUGUUUGGUUGCAUUGGUGACUGAAAAUAUAACCACUUUACUGUUGCCAGUCCCCACAUGAACCUUCACCUUGGACUGUACACCUGAGAGAAAAGGCAGUUACAAUUGUACUUAAACUCCCACAUGUGUAUUCUGCCAUUUGCAGACAAGUUUGAAUUUUAUUACACUUUCUGUCAUUUGUAAG